CUCUCCACUUGUUGUGGACUACCCUUCAUACACUAUAACGUUACACUCAGCAGGACUUUACUUACCAAAAUGGCAGUUUUUCAACUACUUUUGAGCUGGACUUCGCAGGCGUUUAUAUUUCUGUUCUUUCUGACUUUCAUUGCGUUUCUUGGUUGUUGCUUGUAUCUUAAAUACAUUCAUAUGAAAUAUGACCACAUACCCGGACCACCGAGAGACAGCUUUUUCUUUGGGCAUACACCGACGAUUUUGAGAAUGAUGAAAAAUGGCGAAGUUGCACACGAUAAAUUUCUGGAAUGGGCAGAAAUUUAUGGGUCUGUCUUCAGAUUAAAUUUUCUACAUUACGUUUCCAUCGCUGUGAGCUGUCCAGAGGCAACCAAGGAAAUCCUGAUGUCCCCAAAAUACACCAAAGAUAAAUUCUUUUGCAAAAAACUCUUCAGCUUGUUUGGUCAAAGGUUCCUAGGUAAUGGCUUGGUAACAGCACACAACCACGAGAAGUGGUAUAAACAGCGCCGGAUCAUGAACCCUGCCUUCAGCAGCUUGUAUUUGAGAGGUCUAAUGGGCACCUUCAAUGAGAGGGCAGAGAAUCUGAUGAGUAAACUUGCCGAUAUUGCUGACAGCAAAACUGAGACCAGCAUGCUUCACCUAUUCAGCUGUGUUACCCUUGAUGUCAUUGCUAAGGUUGCUUUUGGUGUGGACUUAGACCUGCUGAAGACUAGUACACCUUUCCCUAAAGCCAUCGAGACAUGUCUAAAAGGGCUGCUGUACAAUGUCCGAGACAGCUUUUUUCAGUUCAAUCCAAAGAACAGACCAUUCAUUAAAGAAGUGAGGGAAGCGUGCCACCUGCUGCGCACAACUGGGGCUCAGUGGAUCCAUGAAAGAAAGACUGCCAUGGAAAAUGGCGAUGACGUUCCUAAGGACAUCCUCACACAAAUUAUCAAAUCUGCUGGCCAAGAGGACAGCAUGACUAAAGAAGAUGAGGAGAUCAUGUUGGACAACUUUGUGACAUUCUUCAUUGCUGGCAAGUCUCUGUUAUGUCUGUGCUAUGAUGACCUGGGUCAGCUGAUCUAUCUCUCACAGGUGCUAAAAGAGACUCUGAGGAUUUACCCGACGGUUCCAGGUGUAACUCGUGAGCUUCCUGAAGACAUGGUCAUCAGUGGUAUCCACAUACCUGGAGGAUGUGUUUGUGCUUUCAGCUCCUAUGCGACUGGCAGAAUGGAGAAAUUCUUCAAGGACCCACUGACAUUUGAUCCUGACAGAUUUCACCCAGAUGCUCCGAAGCCUUAUUACUGCUACUACCCCUUUUCCCUGGGUCCACGCUCCUGUCUGGGACAGAACUUUGCUCAGAUGGAAGCUAAGGUGGUGAUGGCCAAGCUGCUCCAGAGGUUUGACUUCACUCUUGUCCCAGGACAGACAUUUGACAUCCUGGACACUGGCACACUCAGGCCAAAGAGUGGAGUGGUGUGCACUGUCAGUCACAGGAAUGAUAAGAAAUAGAUGGUCAUACAGUACCAUAACAUAAGAACAAACCAUAACUGUCUGUGUGGUGAAAUUGGGUUGUUGAGUUGCUGAAACCAGCUAACCAGCUUACAGCUACAAGUGCAUGAUUAGCUUUAUUUUUUAUAGUUCUGUAUUCUUUAUAAAGAAUAAUAAUAAUAAUAAUUUUCACAGUACCCAGUAUAUUCAGUUGAAACGGUGAUUAUGGUAAUGAUGAGUAAUCAAUUUCUGUGUAAGUUACAGUAUCAUUAGUUCUUUAAUUUUGCUGAAAAUAACAAUUUAAUAGUGUUUUUAAACCACUGAGACUGAACUUUUUAUGCCUUUAAGGCUAAUAUAAAAUACAGAAUAUGUAAUUAAUUGUAAAUAAACCACAUAAUAGGAUGUAUAAAAUGUCCUUACUGUCUAACGCCCACUGAUGCAAAGGUAAUUUGUAUUGUUUGUUAAUGACUUUAACCUACUGAUGAUGAAUUAAUAUCUGAUUUCACUCCGACUUUUGCGUACUUUUUGGCCAUUACUGACAGCGUACAGCAGAGGGCGCUGUUACAUUGCAAAGAAAUCUAACAAGCACUUGUUAAAUUAUAGUCUCUCUCAGUCAUGUCAGAGUAAUUUGGGGAGUUUGUUAUAAUUUUUGUAAUACAAGUUUGUUAAACUGUGAUUGAAUAUGACAUCAGUGCUUUGGGUGUUUUUUGUUUUUUUUAAAACAGAAAUUAUGAAAAUGAUGGCUACAGAUGUUUUAAAGAUGGAGAAAGAAUACCACUUUACUGACUUGUAAAAGAAAAUCUAACAGUUAAACCUAAUGGAUGUAACGCAAAAUAUAUCACUCUAAGAUGUUAAAUAAAUGUGUAUUUUAAUGUAAUAAAAUAUUUUUU
Molecule: messenger RNA, 2363 nt
Organism: Monopterus albus (swamp eel)
Lineage: Eukaryota; Metazoa; Chordata; Actinopteri; Synbranchiformes; Synbranchidae
Product: cholesterol 24-hydroxylase-like
Exons: 14
Coding region: 70-1494 (474 amino acids)
Biological process (GO): cholesterol catabolic process
Molecular function (GO): iron ion binding; heme binding; cholesterol 24-hydroxylase activity
Source: RefSeq, a predicted model, not a curated record